Priapulus caudatus is the source of this 1343-nucleotide messenger RNA. RefSeq names its product bifunctional lysine-specific demethylase and histidyl-hydroxylase NO66-like. Gene Ontology annotation, molecular function: histone H3K4 demethylase activity; histone H3K36 demethylase activity. Lineage: Eukaryota; Metazoa; Priapulida; Priapulimorpha; Priapulimorphida; Priapulidae. The record is from RefSeq and is a predicted model, not a curated record. Gene Ontology annotation, cellular component: nucleolus.
GUGUUCCACCAAAAAUGAAGUCAGCAUCCCAAGUUGAAAAGGGGCCAGUGACACCAAAGCAAGGAAGAAAGAAAGGUGGAAGUCCAGGCAAUUCAUCCAAGAAAAAAGUCGAGGGAAAAUCGGCAAAUGGGAAAGGUUCAAACAAAAAAUUAAAACGUAAAAGGACGUCCAAGGGUGGCGAUGUUACUGAAAUGACAUCCAAUGCUACACCGAAUACUAGAGAAGGUGGCGAUGAAUCGGACGAAGAUUUUCUGGAGCUGCAGAUCGAUGAGAUGGAGCAGAUGGAGGACAGCCAGACGGCUGCGUCGACAACAUUCGAAUGGCUCAUCGGUCCCGUAAAGCCGCACAAGUUCUUCAAGGAGCUGUGGGAGAGGAAGCCUUUGCUAGUGAAGAGACAUCAGCCAAAGUACUACGAAGGCUGGUUCAGUACGGAUGAGAUGGAUCACAUCCUACGCACGGAAAACAUAAAAUACACGGUGAACCUGGAUGUUGUGUCUUACACGAAUGGGAAGCGGGAGACGCAUAACCCGGAAGGAAGAGCUUAUGCACCUGUAGUGUGGGACUAUUUCCAGAAUGGAUGUUCGCUACGAAUGUUGAACCCGCAAACGUAUUCGAAGAACAUUUGGAGGCUAAACUCGUGCCUGACGGAGUACUUUAGCAGCUUUGUUGGAAUGAAUGUCUAUCUCACACCAGCGGGCACGCAGGGCUUUGCUCCACACUGGGACGACAUUGAUGCAUUUGUUAUGCAGAUCGAGGGGAAAAAACACUGGCGCUUGUACAAUCCCAGAUCUGAAGACGAGAUGUUGCCAAGAUAUUCCAGCCCUAAUUUUACGCAGGAGGAAAUAGGUGAACCGAUUUUAGACGUGGUUUUAGAAGCUGGAGACAUGUUGUACUUUCCAAGAGGAUUCAUUCAUCAGGCUGAUACGAUGGAGGACACUCAUUCCCUUCACGUUACACUGUCAACAUGCCAGAGAAACACGUGGGGUGAUCUACUGGAAAAGCUCGUACCCCAGGCCCUCGAGGCAGCGAUAGCGGAAGAUUCAGCGUUUAGACAGUCUCUACCUCGUGAUUAUAUGAACUACAUGGGUGUUGUGAGUUCUGAGAAGGAUUCCAAGGAACGGAAGGAUUUCUUGGCUAAGGUUCAAGAUUUGAUGGGACGAUUGUUCAAGCAUGCCUCGGUAGAUGGCGCUGCCGACCAGACUGCAAAAAGUGUCAUACAUGAUUCGCUCCCUCCUGUCAUCUCGGACUGUACGUAUCAACUAUGAGCAGGCUCGAACGCUUGUGGAAAUGCUAAUAUUUGUUAUGCUACUGACAAUCUUAUCAGACCUGUAUUCAGUUGGCAA